Oncorhynchus gorbuscha (pink salmon) is the source of this 1875-nucleotide messenger RNA. RefSeq names its product testis-expressed protein 30-like. Bases 45 to 737 code for a protein of 230 amino acids. The record is from RefSeq and is a predicted model, not a curated record. The transcript has 5 exons. NCBI's taxonomy places the organism in Eukaryota, Metazoa, Chordata, Actinopteri, Salmoniformes, Salmonidae.
CCGCCGUUAACCCUCAUUGAAGAAGAAGACAAGACAAUAACGACAUGGAAACGUAUCAAGAGGACAGCUUGAACAUCAUUUUUGGUAAAAAACAAAUCGUUGCUGUCAGAGUUGUGUUGAGCGUCCCUGCGAACGUAAGUGCUGUGCGGACUGCCGUCAUCGUGACGCACGGGACUGGAGGGGACGUCAACCUAAAGCAUUUGGUUUCUCUGGCUCGUGUGCUUGCGUCGAAUGGUCUGCUAUGUCUUCGCUUCACGUGUAAAGGUUUAAACCUGGUUUACAGAGUGAAGGCUUACAAUGCUGUUUUGGAACACUUGAAAUAUCUUAAGAAAUUCACAAUCAGACAAAUAUUCUUUGUUGGACGUUCUCUUGGGGCUCGGGCCGCCUCUGCUCUGGCCAGGCAGCUCAGUGUUCGACCAGAGGAUGCAGUAGCAGGCCUCGUCUGUCUGUCCUUCCCCCUACACCCUCCAGGACAGACCCACGGCCAUCGCCAGCGGAGCGAGGACCUCCGGGGGUUGCCUACGGAGGUGCCUGUGUUGUUUCUGUCUGGCACUGCAGACAACAUGUGUGAGAAGACCCUUCUGGAGGAUGUCGUUAAAGAGAUGAGGUGUCCAACGACUGUUCGCUGGGUUGAAGGAGGCGACCAUGGGCUCAUAGUGAAGGGAAGGACAGAGGAGUCUGUCCAGGAUGAAGUCAACUCACAUGUCUUAUCGUGGGUUUUGCAACGGAUCACAUGACUCUUGAUUCUAAAGUUGUUGUUGCUCCACACAUUCCAUCGUGUGUUAUCAGUGUAAUGUUAUGAAUAUGUUGUGUUUAUAAUAUAGAAGAAAUAUAUACUUUUAUAUAUAUAUUUUAUAAAUGUAUUUUUUGGGCUAAAAGUAUUGACAGAUUUGCAGUGAAGACUACACUGUGCGGGGUGCUUCUCUGAAACUGAGAGUUGCCUUUUAGUGGAGUGUGUUCAGGGAAGCCAAACUUCCCCAAAUAUCAGUGUACAAAAUUAAAUCGGGUUGUAUUUUUGUCACGUUGCGCCGAAUACAACUGUGAAAGUGUCAAAUCCCAAUUGAGAGCAUACCUCAAUGACAGAAUUUAUUUUUAUUUUUUAUUGUUGCACCUCGUUGUGUUGUUGUCCUCUGGUGGCUAGCUAGCCAGCUAGCUAAAAUUGUCCCUUUCCUAAAUUAGCCAUGGAUGGAGAUAAGGAUUUGGACUUGUGGUUUUACUUAAUUCUCCAUACUGGCCAAUGAUUAUAACGGCGAUUCUGAUCCAACCAUUAAUUCAUACAUUGUUUACCUGGCCUGAGAGAAUAGAAGUUCAAUAUGUAGCUAGAUGUAGAAGGCUAAUGUUAACUAGCUAACGUUGGAAGUUAGGCUCGCGAGCAAGCGUUUUAGCCAGGUAGCCACUGAGUGAUAGACCGUUUCAGCAACAUGAGAGGAGGAUGGCAUUGAUGUUUCUCAAGUAUAGUGAGUGUAUGUUUUCUACUCGCACGAACACACACACACACAGAAAUCAGAACCAUGGACAGCCAAAUCAAAUGUAUCUUUCGUUGAUUGGACUAAAUUGUUUUUUGGUUAUCUUUUAGUUGUCUCAGUAUUAGACGGAGCAGAGUUUAACUGUUGGUGCUGGAAUAGAGGAGGCAGCUCCUGUUUUCUUUGCGACUUGCGAUAACUCUCUGUGCUUCUAAAUCAAUAGAUGUUUAGAGGUCCGAAAAUGUCUGAAACAGCUUGAUUGACCAUUGCUGUUAUGUCACGUUACUGUACAUGCAAUAUGCUUUGUGGACGUCUGUAGUGGCUUCCUUUCGUCUUUACCAUAGCCACUGCCCAAGCCUGAAGCGGGGUUGUUUGGUACGCAUACAGUCCACACUCAAGGUUUCCAAACGGC